ACCCCUAAUGACGUUUACCCAACAUGCAGCUUGGCUAUGAGAAGAUAAGUCAAGAUGGCGACUAAAAUAAUCAAAGAAAGUGCUCCUCCUUUUGAUUGUCCAACAUGGGCAGGCAAGCCGCCCCAAGGGCUUCAUCUAGACGUGAUGAAGGGAGACAAACUGAUGGAGAAACUGAUCAUCGAUGAGAAGAAGUACUACUUAUUUGGGAGGAACCCCGAUUGGUGUGACUUCACCAUCGACCAUCAGUCAUGCUCCCGUGUCCAUGCGGCCCUGGUCUACCACAAACACCUGAAAAGGGUCUUUCUCAUAGACCUCAACAGCACACACGGUACUUUCCUUGGACACAUCCGUCUGGAGGCACAUAAACCUCAGCAAGUUCCAAUAGAUUCUACAAUAUCUUUUGGGGCUUCAACAAGGACCUACACCAUCAGAGAGAAACCUCAAACCCAAGGCCCCGCUGGCACAGGAGACAGUAAGACAGGAGAGGAUGAGGAGCUGAAAGGACUGCUUGGGCUUCCAGAGGAAGAGACGGAGCUAGAGAAUUUGACAGAGUUUAACACGGCUCACAACAAGCGCAUCUCCCUACUGACCAUUGAGGAGGGUAAUCUGGAAAUCCAGAGGCCUAAGAGGAAACGCAGGAACUCCAGGGUUACCUUCAAUGAAGAGGACUCCAUCAUUAACCCAGAGGAUAUAGACCCCUCGGUGGGCCGGUUUAGAAACAUGAUACAGACUGCUGUCAUCCCCAUUAAGAAACGAAGAUCAGAGGGUCACAACACUCUGGGUCUUGAUGAAAUGACUUCAAAGCGCAUCCACGGCUACAGCUUGGGUGGUGGUCUCUAUGGGGACUUACCUCCCACCAGUCAUGAGAACCAGCCAACAGGAGCUCCAGGAGGUGCUUCAAUGCAGGGAGGGCUUCCUCUGCCCUUCCCUAAUCCAGCACCAGAGGUGGACCUGGCCCCAGAGGCUCCCCACCCCCCUGUCACUCUCAACCCUACCCCUGUCACAGCCCCCUACCUACCAGAGACCCACAAUGAGCCACGCAAAAAGAAGUAUGCCAAAGAAGCAUGGCCGGGCAAGAAACCCACCCCUUCACUACUCAUCUAACAGUUUUGUAAAUCUGCUGGGUCUCUGGUUGCCAGCAGACACAUCAGGGACUGUGACAUGGCAGCGGUGGAGUCAGUAACUUCUCAAUCUUCCUUUUAUUGUUUGUUGUGCUACUCAUCAUCACAAAAAGAACCAUACCAUUUCCUUGUGGUCGGUUACAAAAUAUCAUCUUCAUUACCAAGUCAGCAGUUGAUAAGUUGGCUAGAACAUGGCAGGCGACAACUAACCUAAUUUUACAAGACUUGGCAGUCAGCGUUUGGGCCUCAGUGUGGCAGUUAGAUGUGUGUUUGUGAGUGACAGGCUGCAUGGGGAUGAUGGUUCAUGAGUUAUGUUUUGGAUGUAAAGUUGGAUUUUUUUUUUUUACUACUAAAAAACGUUUCAACAUUUUUUUUCACUCCAGUGUUUUGAUAAUGCUGUUGAACAAAUGGCAAAAAGUACUUUUUUAUAUAAAAUAUUUUACUGUGAGAAGUCAGAUAAUCCAGACAGUAAGUACGUUUCUAUCAACACAGAGGGCUGCUUUUUGUUUUGAAAACCUAUUGAUAUAUGAAACUUUUCCGUUACAUGUAUUAGACCAAUCUAAUGUCAACUAAAAAAUUUUUUCUUUUCUUUCUUUUUUUUGGUCCAACAAGCCACUAGAUGGCGACUUGUGCAAAUGUUUUAGUGAGGUUUGGCUGAGUUGCUGGUCAUUGAUAUUGGCCUGUUGCGCUAAUCUUCACCUUGUCCAAAAUCUCUAUGUGGCAUCCUAUUAAGUGGUGUUGCAAGCUUCUUGUUGGAUAAAAGCCAUUUGCCCUGUCCAAACAGUAUGUUGAUCAUAUUUGUGUGUUGGCUUUUUCCGGUUUGAGUUUAAAAUGGUUUGUUUUUUUCCAGCAUCAGUAUGCGAUAAAUACAAGGAUAUCACAGUUUUCCUUGUUGGUCAUUGGACUAUUGUUAAGUAGUAACAGAAUAUAGCAGAAUUGAAACUGCAGCACAGUAAGAAAUACCAACUUUGCUGAAUAAAUAAAAAAAGGUAGUAAAACAGGUUUGUUUUAGUAUGUAUAAUGGCGUAAAUAUAUUUGACAUGCAACAGAGUAUAGUGCAGCUUAAACAAUACAAAACUUUUGCCCUUAACUGACUUAAGGCAUAGGAACUGUGCAAGAAGUCUUUGCACAGUAGGGAAAAAACAUUGUGAUAAUGUCAAACUGGUGAAACACUAUAUAAUUAGUUUUUUCACAGGGCUGGGUAUUUUUUUAAAGAAUUACGAUAUCAGUACCAAUACCAGUACCCGAUUACUGAUACCAAGAGAGAACUUAAAUUUAUACCAUUUUUUUUUUCUGUACUUCAUUCGAUCAUGUAAAUGUACACAUGCAGUUGCAGAAAAUACCAUUGCCACUCCCCGUCCUGGUGAUUUUUACACAAAUACGUUUUAUAAUUGUUGAAAUGCACACAACUUCACCCGCCACACACUGUAUGUGUUGAGGCUGGCUUCGAACAAAUCCAUACUUCAAAAAAAUAAUUUUGUAUAGAUCUGGGUAUGAAAAGGAUCAAAGGCAGGUAUCGUUUGACUGGAGAUGUUCGGAUACUUCUUGGUACUGGGAUACCUUAAAGGUAUCAAGUAUUGAUACCCAGCCCUCUCUGUACAAAAUUUACUGAAAGUGUAAACGUCCCAUGAAAUGGCAUUCUUACUUUUUGGGGGCAUUUAGCUUUUAUUCAAAGAUGGACCAAAGGCAGAGUUGAAGGGGGAGAAAGAGUGACCUGCAAUGAAAGUCCUCAAACGUAAUCAGACCCAAGACAUUGUGGUCACAGUAUAUGGUAUGCAUCCUAACCACAAGGCUGCCUAGACACCUCUUUGUAUUCCUCUUUUUGAAAGAGGUCAUUGUGGGGACAUUAGACCGUAAGCUAUCAAUCUUACUGUAAACAAAGGGUCUAGUAGUUAUGGUAAGAAAGGUAGGUGUAAUUGGAUUAAACAUGCAGAAAGACCACAUGGCCUAAAUGGUUGGACUUUUUAAGUUCUCCUUUGGUACAGCGUGAGGCCACCACUAAAGAUGUACUGAUUUUGUUUUUGUUUUUUUAUUAAGUUCAAGCGGCCCUUUCAUGGGAUCUUAUAAGUGAAAGGUUGGACGAAGUGUUUCACUUUUACAAACUGUGCUAGUGGCUUUUUGUCCUUGUGGGGGUGUGGAUUUUGUAAUCAUAGGACUGUAAAUAAAAAUGAAUUACUUUUGACU
Messenger RNA from Etheostoma cragini (Arkansas darter), 3305 nucleotides. RefSeq names its product protein phosphatase 1, regulatory subunit 8b (gene ppp1r8b). Bases 55 to 1104 code for a protein of 349 amino acids. The transcript has 7 exons. Lineage: Eukaryota; Metazoa; Chordata; Actinopteri; Perciformes; Percidae. Gene Ontology annotation, cellular component: nuclear speck. Gene Ontology annotation, molecular function: mRNA binding; protein binding; protein serine/threonine phosphatase inhibitor activity. The record is from RefSeq and is a predicted model, not a curated record.